UGGGGUCUGGCCUGCCCUUAGCCCCAGGGGAGGAUGAGUAACUGGCCGCCACCUCCCUUGCAGGAAGCCUACUGUGCCUACUCCAUUAUCCUCAUGGCACUCUUCUGGUGUACCGAGGCUCUGCCCCUGGCUGUCACCGCCCUCUUCCCCAUCAUCCUGUACCCCAUGAUGGGCAUAAUGGAUGCCUCCGAGGUCUGCAUCGAGUAUUUAAAGGACAGCAACAUCCUGUUCAUCGGGGGGCUGCUGAUGGCCAUUGCCGUGGAGCACUGGAACCUGCACAAACGCAUUGCUCUCCGUGUGCUCCUCAUCAUUGGGGUGCGGCCGGCCCUGCUGCUCUUGGGCUUCAUGUUGGUCACAGCCUUCCUGUCCAUGUGGAUUAGUAACACGGCCACCACAGCCAUGAUGGUGCCCAUCGCGCACGCCGUUCUGGAUCAGUUGCACAGAACGCCCACGGGCAAGGACGUGGAGGAAGGCAGCGACAACCCCACCUUUGAACUCCAGGAACCAAGUCCCCAGAAGAAGGAGACCAAGUUUGGUGAGAAAGAUAACGGGCAGGUGCACCCUGUCCCAGCCGCAUCUUUAGAGCCCACGGCACAACAGCCGGAGGAGCUCCGCUUCAGCCAGGGCAUGAGCCUGUGCGUGUGCUACUCCGCCAGCAUCGGGGGCAUCGCCACACUGACCGGCACCACGCCUAACCUGGUGCUGCAAGGCCAGGUCAACUCGCUCUUCCCCCAGAACGGCAACGUGGUGAACUUUGCCUCCUGGUUCGGCUUUGCCUUCCCCGCCAUGGCCAUCUUGCUGCUGCUUUCCUGGCUGUGGCUGCAGAUCCUCUUCCUGGGGUUCAACUUCCGGAAGAACUUUGGCAUUGGGGGACAGGCACAGGAGAGAGCACGGGCAGCCUUCCGCGUCAUCCAAACAGAACACAAGCUCCUGGGCCCCAUGACCUUUGCAGAAAAGGCUGUCUCUCUCCUCUUUGUCACCUUGGUGGUGCUGUGGUUCACCCGGGAGCCGGGCUUUUUCGUUGGCUGGGGCAACCUGGCUUUUCCCGAUAAGGACGGAAAGAGCAUGGCAUCUGAUGGAACAGUGGCCAUCUUCAUUGGCAUAAUUCUGUUCUUGGUGCCCUCCAAGAUCCCAGGGCUGACUCCGGAUCCAGAAAACCCGGGGAGGCUGAAGGCCCCUCCUGCCCUCCUCAACUGGAAGACGGUGAAUGAGAAGAUGCCCUGGAAUAUCGUCUUCCUGCUGGGGGGCGGCUUUGCCCUGGCCAAGGGCAGCGAGAAAUCAGGACUGUCCGAGUGGCUGGGGGACAAGCUGACCCCACUACAGAAUGUGCCAUCUCCCGCCAUUGCCUUCAUCAUCUGCCUCCUGAUUGCCACCUUCACUGAGUGCACCAGCAAUGUGGCCACCACCACACUUUUCCUGCCCAUUCUGGCCUCCAUGGCUCAGGCCAUCUGCCUCCACCCUCUCUAUGUCAUGCUUCCCUGCACACUGGCCGCCUCCCUAGCUUUCAUGCUGCCUGUGGCCACCCCCCCCAAUGCCAUUGUCUUCUCUUUUGGAGGUCUCAAAGUGUCCGAUAUGGCCCGGACAGGAUUCCUGCUCAACAUCAUCGGAGUCCUGGUCAUCACACUGGCCAUCAACAGCUGGAGCUACCCCAUCUUCAACUUGCACACCUUCCCCUCCUGGGCUGACACCAACAACACGGCCAACUGCCUGGCCACAACACCUAGGCCCUAGACCAGGGUAUGAUCUGGCCAAGACCAGGAAGACCCACCUGUUCGUAUUCCUCUGAGCCAGGAGGGGACACCCAGGCUCUAAGCCAAACCUUGAGAGAAAGCACAUAUAUACAGAACCUCGUGUGUGUGUCUGUAAGGAAGGGGUGUGUGUGCUCAGUGCUUCGUUUCUGAGGAAAAUGUGUGUGUGAGCGUGUGUGUGUGUGCGCGCGUGUGUGUGUGUGUGUGGAUGGCGUGUCACGUGAGGAUGCCUGAGAGGGGGUUUGUCGUGUGUGCACAUGGCCCUCGGUGCGCGUGCUUGGCAGUGCGCAUGUGUGGGUUCUCGGACCGUACAACAUGCCCUCUCUAGCACUCCGGGUCCUCGUCUCCCCCGCUUGGUGGGUGACCAGACCCCUUUGCACUGUAUUUAUUGAAAUUUGGGGUUGGGGUAGCCUGGGGAGCAGGGCCUACCAGCAGCUGCCAUGGCAACAGCCUCUGGGACCAGCCCAGCUACUGAGGUCUCCCCAGCUCCUCAGGUUUAGGGAGAGGGAUGGAAUAUUAGCCACAUUAAAGUCUU
This is a messenger RNA of Callorhinus ursinus (northern fur seal), 2283 nucleotides long. RefSeq names its product solute carrier family 13 member 2 (gene SLC13A2). Lineage: Eukaryota; Metazoa; Chordata; Mammalia; Carnivora; Otariidae. Gene Ontology annotation, biological process: fumarate transport; cellular response to lithium ion; alpha-ketoglutarate transport. Gene Ontology annotation, molecular function: fumarate transmembrane transporter activity; succinate transmembrane transporter activity; sodium:dicarboxylate symporter activity. Gene Ontology annotation, cellular component: plasma membrane. The record is from RefSeq and is a predicted model, not a curated record.